AUGAGUCAAAAUGAACAAGCAAAUGGAGGCCAGAAUAACGGUCAACGUAAGUUUCGAUUUUUUGGUUUUUGUUCUUGAGUUUAGCAGAGUCUACGUAGAUUGUGAUAAGAAAAAAACAUUGUGUAAUGUCGUAAUAUCGAGAAUCUUUAGCUAAACGCUACAUUCCGCCUGCUCUGAGAAACCAAAACCCAUCGUCGUUGGGUGAAGUGCCCGAGGGACAAGCUACCCAACACUUUCAAGACCGUCGUGGCGGAGGUGGCAACAACUACAACUCUGGUGGCAUGCAUAAAAGCCAAAGCUUUGCCGGAAACCCUGAAUACGGAGGUCAACGCAGCUACAACAACGGUGGAGGCUACGGCCAGCGACGUCACGGCGGUGGUGGUGGCGGAUACGGAGGUGGGUACGACAACAGAGGUGGCAACCGGUAAGCCUUACUGUUCAUUAUUGCGUAAUGUUGGUUAUUUUCGUAUCUUUUUUUUUAUUUUACGAUGCUAAGCAGUUUUUUGCUUUGUUAAGGCAAAUUGAAAUUAUUGAACUUGACGUUUUCACAAGUAUAAUAAAAGGAUUAUUUUAUAAAGAUUUCUAAUUUCAGCGAUGACCACAACAGUGGCUUCGGAGGUGGACGUCGUGGAGGCAGUCGACCCAGCUACGGCGGUCGUUUCUCGUACGACCAGCGCAAUGUUCACGAUGAACGACAAUGGGAAGACCAAUCGUAUGUUUUGUUAACCUUAAGAUUAACCUAAAUUUAGUCGCCAGAAUAACCGUAUGAAUCAGAGAAGCCGAGAUGCUGAGAUCAACGAGAGAGCCUGGGAAAGCCAAGCUCCCCCAGAUCAAGAGCUCGAAAACGAGCUGUUUGCUGGCAUGAACUCUGGCAUCAACUUUGACAAAUACGAAGAAAUCCCAGUAGAAGCUACUGGCAAAGACUGUCCAGCACCAAUUUCACACGUAGGUUUAACUAAUGGUUUUGAACUUUGAAUAUGGUUUACGCGAAAUCCGUCAAUAAGAUUAAAAUUUCAAAUAUUUUUUACUGUUUUUUGUAUUUAUGAUAGUUAUUAUUGUUUUUCAGUUUGCUGAUUUGAAUUUGCAUCCUUGGAUAGAAGAGAACAUCAAAAAGAGUGGAUACGAUCGUCCCACUCCAGUACAAGUAAGUUUCAAGACAAUAUUUAUGUAAAAAUGAAAAUUUAGGUAAUAAAUCUGAAUAAAAAUCGACUUUAUAACUAAAAUGUUAUUUUUAUAAUUUUUGGUUUAAACUAAGAAAUAUUAACACAAAAAAACUUACAGAAGUACUCAAUCCCCACCUUGAACGCGCGCCGUGAUCUGAUGUCGUGCGCCCAGACUGGCUCUGGAAAAACGGCCGCUUUCCUCGUUCCUGUGAUUAAUAGAAUUCUUAUGGAUGGUCCUAGUCAGAUGAAAACGCCAUCAGUUCAUUUCGGAAGAAAGUGUCAAUACCCACUUGCUCUUAUCAUCUCCCCAACUCGAGAGUUGUCGCUUCAGAUCUACAACGAGUCUAGAAAGUUCGCCUACAGAACGCCCAUCACGUCGGCCUUGUUGUACGGUGGCCGUGAAAACUACCGUGACCAGAUCAACAAGCUUCGUGUAAGUUUACAUGUUUUGGUUAGGCUUUUGGGAAACAUAUUGUUUUGAAUAAUUAAAAAUAAAAAGUUACGAUAUUUUUGGAAAGUCUUGAUCAAUUAAUUUGGUUUAGCUUGGAUGCCACAUCUUGAUUGCUACUCCAGGCCGUUUGAUCGAUGUUAUGCAAAACAAUUUGAUCGGUUUGGACGCUUGUCGCUAUCUUGUUCUAGAUGAAGCUGAUAGAAUGUUGGACAUGGGUUUCGAACCACAAAUCCGUCGCGUAAGUUAUUUCUGAAACUUUAAAGUUCAUCGAGUAAUUAAAAUCUUUUUAAAUGAAGCCACCUUUUACUGUUUUUGAACUGCAUGUUUCCUAUACGAUAACUAAAAAAUGGUAUUUUAGAUUGUGGAACAAAGUUCGAUGCUUCCAAGAGGCGAGAGAGUGACGGCUAUGUUCUCAGCCACAUUCCCCAAGGAGAUCCAAUUAUUGGCUCAAGAUUUCUUGCAAAAUGAGUACGUCUUCUUGGCCGUCGGCCGUGUCGGAUCGACCUCUGAAAACAUUGUCCAGAAGGUGAUCUGGGUGGAUGAGCACGAUAAGCGUGCUGUUCUCAUGGAUCUUCUGGACGCCAGCGACCGUGAAGCGUUGACUUUGGUAUUUGUGGAAACAAAGAGAGGAGCUAGUGACCUGGCCUACAUGCUGAACAACGAAGGCUACGAGGUUGUCGCCAUUCAUGGAGAUUUGAAGCAGAUGGACCGUGAAAGACAUCUGGACGCUUUCAGAUCUGGAGAGGCUCCGAUUCUGGUGGCUACUGCUGUCGCUGCUCGUGGAUUGGAUAUUCCAAAUGUCAAGCACGUUAUUAACUAUGAUCUACCAUCUGACGUUGACGAAUAUGUUCACCGUAUCGGUCGUACUGGUCGUGUGGGUAAUGUCGGUAAGUUUUACAUUUAUUAUUGGAGUUUGAAACUUGAAUUAUCUUAUCCGUUUUAAUGUUGAAUACGUUUCAAAUUGCUAAAAACGUGCUAAAUUUAUGUUUUUAGGUAUGUCGACAUCGUUCUUCAACGAUCGCAACCGCAACAUUGCUCGCGAACUGACCGAGUUGAUUGUGGAGACCAACCAAGAACUACCGGAAUGGCUAGACCGUGUGGCCAACGAGGCCAGAACGGGCGCUCGCGGAAACGCCAGAAGAGGUGCCAGUGGAGGCAGCCGCUUCGGAGGCCGCGAUCAUCGUCUUCAACAGAACGGCGGUUUAACCGGCAGCAACGGCACUGGAAUGGGUGCGGCCAAUCGUUUCGGCGGAGGGGGCAGCGGAUUCCACAGUCAGCCGGCUGCUAGCGGAUUCAGUCGUCCUGGAAACAACCAAUCUCAGAACUCCUCCAAAGCUGUAAGUAGUUUUUAAAAUUUUUUAGUUUAGUUAUCGUGCAAAACAUUAGUUUUUGGAUAAAACUAGGGAGGCUGAACCAAAUUGUUUUAAAAAAUGUGUUUUAUUUUAAAAUAUUUUGCUCGGCCAUUCGUACUUUUGAAACCGCGUGAUUAAACAUUAGUUAUUUUUUAGAACGUUCUUAACUUUUUUUAACAAACUUAUUGCUGCAAUAUUCUAAUGAAAUCUGUUUCAGAACUGGUGGGACUAA
Messenger RNA from Bursaphelenchus okinawaensis, 3198 nucleotides. The record is from the annotation of a GenBank genome assembly. NCBI's taxonomy places the organism in Eukaryota, Metazoa, Nematoda, Chromadorea, Rhabditida, Aphelenchoididae.